AUGACUUCUACUAUCAUGUGGUUUUUCGUACUCUUGUUACUGCUCCAGAGCGUUCACGGCUGGCACAUUGCAUUUCCGAACAGCAGCGACGUUAUCAGUAAUGAUCUUCGCGAAGUGUCAUUUCAACCGGCUUUCAUAUUUCCAGGAACGAAAUGGUGUGGCAGUGGUAAUGUCGCGGACGGUCCGGAUGAUCUAGGGAUAUUCGCGAUGACCGACGCAUGCUGCCGUGAACACGACAAUUGCAAUGAUAUAAUUGAGGCGACGCAGACGAAGCAUGGUCUGACGAAUACCGCUUUUUACACAAGGCUACACUGCUCAUGCGACGAGAGGUUCUACGACUGUCUCCAUAGUUCGGAGGAACUCGUUAGCACGAAGGUCGGCUUCCUCUACUUCAGCGUGUUAGACACGAAGUGCUUCCGCGAAGACUAUCCCAUCGUUGGCUGCAAACGGCAUUCACUCAUUCCUAGACGCUGUUUGGAGUACGAGCUGGACGAGAGCCAAUCGAAGAUGUAUCAGUGGUUCGACAUUCCCACGUAUUUUCAAAACGACCACCGGACAAUCGUCGGACGUCAUAUUUGAUCGUUCGAUUUCGACGCUUCAUUUGCUGACCGAUAGAAGUCUAUUUUACGACAGUACCAAUCCUUUU
Linepithema humile (Argentine ant) is the source of this 646-nucleotide messenger RNA. RefSeq names its product phospholipase A2-like (gene Pla2). Gene Ontology annotation, biological process: arachidonate secretion; phospholipid metabolic process. Lineage: Eukaryota; Metazoa; Arthropoda; Insecta; Hymenoptera; Formicidae. The record is from RefSeq and is a predicted model, not a curated record.